Suillus paluster is the source of this 456-nucleotide messenger RNA. RefSeq lists its product as uncharacterized. The transcript has 3 exons. The record is from RefSeq and is a predicted model, not a curated record. NCBI's taxonomy places the organism in Eukaryota, Fungi, Basidiomycota, Agaricomycetes, Boletales, Suillaceae. The annotation marks the transcript as partial.
UUUCCGCCUGUCCUUUUUACGAGGCAAGAAAUGGACCCAACGAUGUCAACAGUUUUUGGUAACUGGGAACCGCUCGCAAAGGUAUUUUUAAUUGUAAUGUUUGGAAAAAAUUCGCUGGGCAUUGUUGGGUGGCCACGUGCCAAAUGUAAUGCUCGAAAGUGGGGCAUAACAUUGUGCACCCCUGGCCUUCUUGCCUGGGGUUGGGUUUUGAUAUUUAUUCUGUCCCCGGACACUUCAUUCACUAAAGAUGGAGUUGGUGCAAGGUCUGGACUACCGUAUGCAGCCAUGUUCACAGCCUACAAGCAACUAUGGGUCACGCUUUGGGAAGAACCCCAUAUUAUUUCAAUCUGUCAGAAAAUCGAUACACACAUCUGGCAGUCAUCGACCUUGAAUGUUGCAGCUUCAGAAGCCGAAGGCGAAGAUUUCACUUCUGAUCUAAUGCGCUUGGCCCUCGCU